AUGAACGGUACCACGCCCUCGCUGAGCCCCGGGUCAGGCACAAAAGCUUCCUCACGAUCCAAAUCGUCUCCAUCUCCCACCGCAGGGAUGAAGCGCAAACGAACGACCGGAAACAAAUUAUAUGCGGUGAAGAAAGGAAACAAGCCGGGCAUUUACUACAGCUGGCCUGACUGCCUGGCGCAAAUUACUGGUUUCAAAGGAGCUAUCUUUCAAUCCUUCCUCACGUUCGAAGACGCCAACGCCUUCCUGUCCGGCGCGAAGAUACCGUCUGCCACUGCCUCUGCCAACGGGGGUGAAAAUACACGUUUCUACGGAGUACAACGAGGGCGUGUGCCCGGAGUGUACACCGAUUGGACGGUGGCACAGCAACAGAUCUGUGGGUUCACGCGGCCAUCCUACCGGAAGUUUGCGACGCGAGAAGAGGCCGAAGAGUUCGUCGAUGCUGGGAAGGAGGGAGCUUUGUCGUCACAUGCAUCUGGAGCCCCUGGCUUGACCAAUGAGAAUCCCAAGGAUGCAGACGGGGUUGAGUAUGCGCCGGGAGACGGACCUUUGCCUGCGGGAGCGGAGGAUGGGUUCGACCCUAAUGUAUUGCUCGACCCGGCCACCGGCAAGAUGGUCUAUAAAGCAGUUGCGAAAAAGACCGGGACGAAGACGCGAGCGACGGGAAUUCCAGGGAUGCUGCGCAUUUACACGGACGGGAGCUCGCUGCGCAAUGGAACCAAGCUCGCCUCUGCUGGAGUGGGUGUAUACUUUGGACCGGGAGAUUCAAGAAAUGUCUCUGAGCCCCUCAAAGGCAGCCGACAGACCAACCAGCGGGCCGAACUGACGGCCAUUCUACGCGCCAUCGAUAUCGCUCCUCGUCAUCGGGACGUGACCAUCUACACAGACAGCCGGUACUCGAUCGACUGCGUGACUGUGUGGUUUGUAAAUUGGCGGCGAAAUCACUGGGUGACCAAGGAUGGCAAACCGGUGGAAAAUCGCGACCUGAUCGAGUCCAUCCUGGUCAAGAUCGAAGAGCGCAACGAGCUUGAAGUGAAGACGCUGUUUCAAUGGAUCAAAGGGCACAACCGCGAUCCGGGGAAUGAGGCAGCCGACCGACUAGCGGUGAACGGGGCCCAUGAGGGUGUCCGGCAAAAGGCCGAAGCACUCGAAGUGAGUCGUCGAGCGCCCGCCGUCGGGCUGGAGGAGGAGCUUUUUUGA
Molecule: messenger RNA, 1200 nt
Organism: Penicillium diatomitis
Lineage: Eukaryota; Fungi; Ascomycota; Eurotiomycetes; Eurotiales; Aspergillaceae
Product: RNA-DNA hybrid ribonuclease
Exons: 3
Coding region: 1-1200 (399 amino acids)
Biological process (GO): DNA replication, removal of RNA primer
Molecular function (GO): nucleic acid binding; RNA-DNA hybrid ribonuclease activity
Source: RefSeq, a predicted model, not a curated record